Messenger RNA from Myripristis murdjan (pinecone soldierfish), 1113 nucleotides. Its product is annotated as nicotinamide N-methyltransferase-like. Gene Ontology annotation, cellular component: cytosol. The coding region runs from base 18 to 857 and encodes 279 amino acids. Gene Ontology annotation, molecular function: N-methyltransferase activity. The record is from RefSeq and is a predicted model, not a curated record. Lineage: Eukaryota; Metazoa; Chordata; Actinopteri; Holocentriformes; Holocentridae. The transcript has 4 exons.
AGCAACCUGUGUCCUGCAUGUCUGUCAUCUUCAGGCUGAGAGAUCAAGACAGUAUGGAUGAAUCCAGAACCUUGACCAACUCAGAUCAGGAGCUGUACCAGAGCAAGUUUGAUCCCAAGACCUAUCUUGACAAUUUUUACCAGUUGUCGGACGCACCAGAGCAGAAAGAUAUCAGACGUUUUGUGACUUUUGUGCUGUGUCAGCUGAGCCAGACCUUCUCAACAGGCAAAUACAGGGGCAAGAGGCUGAUUGAGGUUGGGACAGGGCCUAACAUCCACACUCUGAUCAGCGCCUGUGAGCACUUUGAGGAGAUCGUGGUGUCUGAUUAUACAGACAGCAACAGAAGGGAGUUAGAGAAGUGGAUAAGAGCUGAGGAGGGCUGCUUCAACUGGGAUGCCCAUAUUCAGUUUGUCUGUGACCUGGAGGGGAGAAGGACUCCGGCAGUCGUUAAAGAGACUCUCCGCCAGAAGAUCAAAAACGUCUUAAAAUGUGACACCAACCUGGAGAAUCCGUUCCAGCCGGUAACAGUAGAGCCUGCAGACUGCAUCAUAUCAUCUCUUUGUCUGGAGGCUGCCUGUAAAGACCAGGAGGCCUACAGGCAUUCACUGGGAGCCAUGGUGGGUUUGCUGCGGCCUGGAGGAGUCCUGGUGAUGAUUGGAGAUCUUAAUGAGACUUUCUAUAUAGUGGGGGAAGAGAGGUUCCCUGUGCUCAGUCUAAGCCAAGAUUUUAUUAAGAAAACACUCUGUGAGUUGGGCCUGUCCAUACAGCACUUCAUCCUGCAGAAGGAUGAGGGCACAGAGCUCAAGAGCAAGUGUAAUUAUGAGGCAUAUUUCUACCUCACUGCUCUUAAAGACUGAACAAGACCAUAUGCAGUCUAUGCCACCCACUACUUUUAAGUCCUUAUAAUCAAAUUUGAAAAAAAAAACAAUACUGUAAUUUGUUACUCCUAGUUGUGUAACAGUUCAGAUUUAUAAACCAGUGAUUACAAUUAUACUUAGAUCAAUACAUUUUCUUUCUCUAAGUUAAAGCUUUACCUCCAGUUAAACCAAAGAACUGGCCUAACAUAUUUCACAGUCAGUGGGUCUGUACUAAACUAUUUGUUAGAGCUCUUUU